This is a messenger RNA of Stegodyphus dumicola, 644 nucleotides long. RefSeq lists its product as uncharacterized. The record is from RefSeq and is a predicted model, not a curated record. NCBI's taxonomy places the organism in Eukaryota, Metazoa, Arthropoda, Arachnida, Araneae, Eresidae.
GGCCAAUCAUAAGUAAAGCCAAAAUAUUCCUCCAACGGUUGUGGUUGUUAAAUCUGAAUCGGGAUGAACUACUGCCAAAAAAGGAAGGUGAUGAAUGGAAGAAGUUUUCUACGGAAUUGAAAGUUAAAAGUAAAGUAGAAGUUGAGAGGUUUAUUAUUAUUGCAGAAGUAGAAUACGUGGAACUUAAUGGAUUUCCAGAUGCCUCUGAGGUAGCAUACGGAGCAGCCAUAUAUUGCAAGUUCCCUUCGAGAGAUGGAGAAGUGACGACAAGGCUAGUGACUAGUAAAUCCAGAGUCUCGCCUAUAAAACGAGUUACUAUUCCGAGAGGGAAGUUUUGUGUGGCAGUCGUGCUUGCAAGGCUAAUUGUUAGAGUAAUAUCUGCAUUAGAGAUUUCUGUGAACAACGUGUAUCUGUGGACUGACUCCAUGAUCGUACUUUCGUGUAUACAAAGGGAGCCUUACCAAUUGAAGACUUUUGUUGCAAAUCCAGUGGCAACAUUUCAAGAGUUGACUAAUGAUCAUCAGUGGCGUCAUGUGUCAUCAAAGGAGAAUCCGAGUGAUUUUAUAUUCCAAUGUUUGGACCCAAGUAAACUUCUACAAAAUGAUAUGUGGUGGAAAGAUUCUCUGUUCCUGAAGAACAACUAG